This is a messenger RNA of Olea europaea var. sylvestris, 862 nucleotides long. Its product is annotated as NAC domain-containing protein 104-like. The transcript has 3 exons. Gene Ontology annotation, biological process: system development; regulation of DNA-templated transcription. Bases 146 to 748 code for a protein of 200 amino acids. NCBI's taxonomy places the organism in Eukaryota, Viridiplantae, Streptophyta, Magnoliopsida, Lamiales, Oleaceae. Gene Ontology annotation, molecular function: DNA binding. The record is from RefSeq and is a predicted model, not a curated record.
CAAUUUCGCGUCAAUUCCUUUUCUCUCUCCUUUUUUAUUAUUAUAAAUAGCAUUACUCCCACAACCGCACCUUAACAUAAUCAAAGAGCCAUCAAUAUAUAUGUAUACAUAUUUUUCUCUCUAGCUUAUCCAUUUUGUGAGCUUCAUGGCAGAUAGCAAUUUCAAUUUACCACCAGGUUUUCGAUUCCAUCCAACUGAUGAAGAACUUAUAGUCCAUUUCCUUCUUCGAAAAGUCGCGCUUUUGCCUUGCCAUCCUGAUGUCCUUCCAGAUCUUGAUCUUUAUCCCUAUGAUCCAUGGGACUUGAAUGGUAAAGCAAUGGCUGAAAGCAGCAAAUGGUACUUUUAUAGCAGAAGAACACAAAGCAGAAUUACAGAAAGUGGAUAUUGGCAGUAUAUGGGGAUUGAUGAACCAAUACAUUCUAGUGCAAGCCAAAAGUUAAUUGGUAUGAAGAAAGAUUAUGCCUUUUACACUGGUAAGCCUCCAGAAGGUGUCAAAACAAAUUGGAUAAUGCAGGAAUAUAGGCUUUCCGAUUCGUCUUCCAUUUGUAGAUCAUCAAGGAAAAGAAAUUCGAAAAAAGAUUAUAGUAAGUGGGUGGCGUGUCGAGUGUAUGAGUACACUUGUGGCAAGGAAGACGACGAUGGGUCGGAGCUUUCAUACUUGGACGAAGUUUUUUUAUCGUUGGAUGAUCUCGAUGAAAUUAGUUUCCCAAAUUCGAUAAACAAAGAAAAGGAAGAGAAUAUGAUCUAAUAUUGUAUAGUACUAUUGUAAAUUUUCAAAUAUUAUUGUUCUUAGUCGUUGGAGUUGGACCAAAUGUCUUAUCAAGUUAAUUGAAUACAAAAGAUCGGUCUAACCAUUAAUUGA